Molecule: messenger RNA, 1815 nt
Organism: Amphiprion ocellaris (clown anemonefish)
Lineage: Eukaryota; Metazoa; Chordata; Actinopteri; Pomacentridae
Gene: xylb
Product: xylulokinase homolog (H. influenzae)
Exons: 19
Coding region: 318-1721 (467 amino acids)
Biological process (GO): D-xylose metabolic process; xylulose metabolic process
Cellular component (GO): cytosol
Molecular function (GO): D-xylulokinase activity
Source: RefSeq, a predicted model, not a curated record
CGUGACGGGUUCAGCUGCAGCAGAAGUGAUCAGGCAGACUUUGACCCGCGUGCAGCAGCUGGAUCGAUCAGCUGAUCGAUGAGAAUCUCUGAUCAGAUCAUUGAUCCUGCAGGAGCCCAGUCUGGGGAUCAGGUCCCCCUUCAGUAUCGGUUAUUGAUCAGUAACAGGAGACAGAACUGAAGGCGGUGGUCAUCGAUGGAAACCUCAACGUGGUUCAUCAGAGCAGCGUUCAGUUCGACUCGGAGCUGCCAGACUUCAGGACUCAGGGCGGAGUCCACAUCCACACUGACAGGCUGACAGUCACCUCACCUGUGCUGAUGUGGGUCCAGGCCCUCGACCUGCUAUUGGAUAAGAUGAAGAGGGCGGCAUUUGACUUUGCUGGUGUCAGAGCGCUGUCGGGCAGCGGCCAGCAACACGGCAGCGUGUUCUGGAGAACCGGAGCUUCUGAGACUCUGAAACAUCUGGACCCGGAUCACAACCUGGAACAGCUGCUGCAUGACAGCUUCUCUGUCUCAGACAGUCCAGUCUGGAUGGACUCCAGCAGCAGUAAACAGUGUUUAGACCUGGAGGCAGCAGCAGGGGGCGCUGAGAGACUGGCAGAGAUCACUGGGUCCAGAGGAUACGAGCGUUUCACAGGAAACCAGAUCGCCAAACUACGUCAGACCAGACCGGACGAGUUCAUGGACACCGAGAGGAUCUCAUUGGUCAGCAGUUUUGCAGCGUCUCUCUUCCUGGGUGGUUACGCUGCCAUCGACUACAGCGACGGUUCUGGGAUGAAUCUGUUGGACAUCAGGACCAGAAACUGGUCUCAGAUCUGCCUAGAAGCCACUGCUCCACAUCUGGACCAACUCCUGGGAGCUGCACUUCCCUCCACAUCUGUGCUGGGCUCCAUCUCGUCCUACUUCGUCCAUCGGUUUGGUUUCUCUGAGAGCUGCAGAGUCGUAUCUUUUACUGGAGAUAAUCCAGCGUCUCUGGCAGGAAUGAGGCUUCAACCAGGAGACAUCGCAGUCAGUCUGGGGACCAGUGAUACAGUCUUUCUGUGGGUCCAGAAUCCUCGUCCGGCUCUGGAGGGUCACGUGUUCUGCAGCCCGGUGGACCAGGAGGCCUUCAUGGCUCUGCUGUGCUUCAAGAACGGAUCUCUGACGAGAGAACACAUCAGUAAUGAGUGUGCUGGAGGAUCAUGGGAAGUUUUUUCUGCCAUGUUGAGAGAGACACCGCUGGGAAACGACGGGAACAUUGGCUUUUAUUUUGACACCAUGGAGAUCACUCCUCCAGCGGUGGGCAUCCAUCGCUUUGACUCAGAAGACAGCGAGGUGUCCUCCUUCAGUCCUCAGGUGGAGGUCCGUGCUCUGGUUGAGGGUCAGUUCCUGUCCAGGAGGCUUCAUGCUGAGAGGCUGGGAUACUCCAUCCUUCCAGGAACCAGAGUUCUGGCGACAGGAGGAGCUUCGUCCAAUAAGGAGAUCCUGCAGGUUCUGUCCGACGUCUUCAACGCUCCGGUUUAUACCAUCGAUCUGUCCGACUCAGCAUGUCUGGGAUCAGCCUACAGAGCUCUGCAUGGCCUGUUAGCCGAAUCUGGAGUCUCCUUCUUGGAUGUGGUGAAGAACGCUCCGGAACCACAACGGACCACGACACCACACCCCUCAGCCAAGCAGGUGUACGACGGGAUGCUGCAGCGCUUCGCCCGAUUGGAGGAGAGAGUCCUGCAGAAGCCCCGCCCCUGAGCCUCAGCCACCAAUCAGCUGCAUCCGUAGGAUCCAGAUGGAGAAAGACUAAAUUCCUAAAUAGGUCUUUGAUUAAACUACUGCUGGAGGUCAA